This is a messenger RNA of Lampris incognitus (smalleye Pacific opah), 4546 nucleotides long. RefSeq names its product glucan (1,4-alpha-), branching enzyme 1a (gene gbe1a). The transcript is spliced from 15 exons. The record is from RefSeq and is a predicted model, not a curated record. Gene Ontology annotation, biological process: glycogen biosynthetic process. Lineage: Eukaryota; Metazoa; Chordata; Actinopteri; Lampriformes; Lampridae. Gene Ontology annotation, molecular function: hydrolase activity, hydrolyzing O-glycosyl compounds; cation binding; 1,4-alpha-glucan branching enzyme activity. Gene Ontology annotation, cellular component: cytoplasm. The coding region runs from base 36 to 1997 and encodes 653 amino acids.
AUCGCACAACACUUUCACCCCAACACAACAACAACAUGGAGGAGGCGCAUCGAGCCGAAUUACCCGACCUGAGCGAACUGCUCCGCCUGGACCCGUAUCUGAGCCCGCACGCGCAGGACUUGAGGAGGAGGUACAAGCUGUUUGAGCAGAGGCUGGCACAGAUAGAGGAGGCCGAGGGCAGCAUGGACGACUUCACCAGGGGCUACCAGCACUACGGUGUGCAGACACAGCCCAACAACGGCCUGCUGUUCAGAGAAUGGGCCCCUGGAGCAAAGGCCCUGUAUCUGGCUGGAGACUUCAAUGACUGGAACACCAAAUCUCACCCGUACACGAAGAAGGAAUAUGGCAAAUGGGAGCUGUACCUUCCUCCUAAACAAGACAAGUCCCCCGCCGUGGCGCAUGAAACCAAGCUGAAGCUUGUGGUAGUGACAGCAGAGGGAGCGGAGCUGUACAGAAUCUCUCCCUGGGCCAGAUACGUUCACAAGAGGUUGGACUCCAACACCUACGACUGGGUCCACUGGGAGCCUCUGCAGCCAUUCAUGCACCAGCACACUCAUCCAAAGACUCCUUCCUCCCUGAAAAUCUAUGAGGCCCAUGUGGGCAUCGCCUCCCCCGAGGCCAAGAUCGCCACCUACGAGAACUUCACCCUCAAUGUUUUACCACGCAUCAAGGACCUGGGAUACAACUGUAUCCAGCUGAUGGCCAUCAUGGAGCAUGCCUACUACGCCAGCUUUGGCUACCAGGUCACCAACUUCUACGCUGCUUCCAGUCGUUUUGGUACCCCUGAAGAUCUGAAGAGGCUGAUAGACAGAGCUCACUCCUUCGGGAUCGCCGUGCUGCUGGACGUGGUCCACAGUCACGCCUCCAGCAACACUGCUGAUGGCCUGAACCAAUUAGAUGGCACAGACGGCUGUUUCUUUCAUCCUGGAAAGAGAGGACUGCAUGCUCAGUGGGGCUCCCGUCUCUUCAGCUACAACAGCUGGGAAGUGUCGCGCUUCCUGCUGUCGAACCUGCGCUGGUGGAUGGAGGAGUAUCGCUUUGACGGCUUCCGGUUCGAUGGGGUCACCUCCAUGCUGUACCACCAUCACGGCAUCGCCAUGUCGUUUUCAGGCAGUUACGGCGAGUACUUUGGGAUGCACGUGGACGAGGAGGCCAUUGUUCACCUGAUGAUAUCAAACCACAUGCUUCACAGUCUGUACCCCAAUUGUAUUACCAUCGCCGAGAUUCUGAAGGAGUGGAAAGAUGAAGAAUGGGACAUGGGGAACAUCGUGUACACCCUGACCAACAGGAGACAAGGAGAGGCCAUCAUCUGCUACGCAGAAAGCCAUGACCAGGCCUUGGUGGGGGACAAGUCUCUGGCCUUCUGGCUGAUGGAUAAGGAGAUGUACACCAACAUGAGCGUUAUGAUCCCAAAGACGGCUGUCAUCGACCGGGGACUUCAGCUCCACAAGAUGAUUCGACUCAUCACACAUACUCUAGGAGGGAAUGGUUACCUCAACUUCAUGGGUAAUGAAUUUGGUCACCCUGAGUGGCUGGACUUCCCUCGCAAAGGCAACAAUGAGAGCUACAGGUAUGCCAGACGACAGUAUGAUCUAGUGGACAUGGAAAACCUCAGAUACAAACAGCUCUACAAUUUUGAUCGGGACAUGAAUUGCACUGAGGACAAAUAUGGCUGGCUCUCAUCGAAGAUGGCCGUGGUGACAGACGCUAACGAGGAGGACAAAGUGAUAGUGUUCAGCCGGGCCGGCCUGGUGUUUGUCUUCAACUUCCACCCGAAUAACAGCUACACAAACUACUGUGUGGCAGCCCCCGCACCCGGGAAAUAUAAAAUCAAGUUGGAUUCCGACGCUGAGCAGUAUGGUGGCGAGGGCCGACUGGACGCUGACGCUGAGUUUUUCACAGAGCCGCCAUCCCUCAAGGAGAAAACGCACACCAUGAAGGUCUACGUUCCCUGCCGGACGGCGCUGGUCUUGGCCAACGAGGAUUACGCCAACUAAUGAAGAAGUAGUGCUGCUGCUUGAAGAGGCCCUUCCCAACCCGGCGACCCGAUUUUUUUAACAGGGCGGAGGAUCUGCAACCCAAGCUCCCAAAUCCUCUGCACUAUUUGUGAACGUGUGACAACACACAACCUGUGUAUUCAGAGACAAACAGGCGGGAAGGUUUCAAAAAGCUCCUUCUCCACCUCUGCUGUGUGUAGAAGUGCUACACUGAAGAUGAGGACGGUAGACGUUAGACCUAGUCUACUACUGUCAUUAAAAAGGAGAUAGUUAUCGCCCAUUAUCAUUUUCCUGGCAAGGUGUCAUCCCCAAUACUAAUUAAUCACAACAUAUCACACAAACGUCACUCGCCGUGACACUUUAAUUUCGGUAAGAGUUAUUAUCACCGCCGCCGCAUAGACUUGGCCGUGUCAAGUAAUGGCCCUGCAAUUAGCAGCCCACAUCUCUGUCAUUAAUUAAAGUAACUGGGGUGUUAUUAAAGUACGGAAUACAUUUUAUCUGUUUCUGUCGGGAGAGAGUAUAUUAGUUUCACAAGUCGUUCAUGGUUCGGUGAGUAAUUCACGCUCACCUACACUCGGCGGCCUGCUGAUGCCACAUCAGCAGGCGUGUGUUUGGACGCUUCGUCUUCUGGAUGUCCUCCAUAGAGCUCAGAUCACAUAGGCCGCUGACCUGGGUGUGAGGAAGUAGGAGCACCGGGGCAAACGAUGGAGGACUGAAAUGAAAGGAGACAUUUUUUUGGGGGGGGGGGGGCAAGAUUGUGAGAGAAAGAUUCGAAAUGAGGAGCAAAAUAUGAAAAGCUGUAGCCGUUUAUACAGGGCCAUAAUGUGCAGAGGAGAGGUUCUCUAAUAGACCAUGAACAUUGUUUGCUUGCCUCAAUUUGUUUGUCAUCGUGGACUGAGAGGUUGGCCUCUCUCUCUCUCUCUCUCUCUCUCUCUCUCUCUCUCUCUCUCUCUCUCUCUCUCUCUCUCUCACUCUCUCUCUCUGCAUAAAGCUGACAAAGGAAACCCAACAUAAAGGGUGUUAGUAAGGUGUUGGGCCACCACGAGCCUCCAGAACAUCUUCAAUGGUCCUUGUCUCUGAGCUCUACUAGAGGGAUGGACCACCAUUCUUCCAGAAGAUAUUCCCUCACUUCCUGUUUUGAUGAUGGUGGUGGAGAGCGCUGUCUAACACGUCGGUUCAAAAUCUCCCAUAGGUGUUCAGUUGAGACGAGAUCUGGUGACUGUGAAGGCCAUGGCAUGUGACUUACAUCAUUUUCAUCCUCAUCAAACCAUCCAGUGACCCCUCGUGUCCUGUAGAUGGGGGCAUUGUCAUCCUGGAAGAGACCACUCCCAUCAGGACAGAAAUGUCUCAUCAUAGGAUGAAGCUGAUCACUCAGAAUAACUUUGUAUUGACUUGCAGUGACCCUUCCCUCUAAGGGGACAAGUGGACCCAAACCAUGCCAGGAAAAUGCCCCCCACAGCAUAACAGAGACCCCAGACCCCCUCACUGUAAGGGUCAAGCAUUCAGAUUUUCCCCUUUAUUUUGUGUCCUUAAAGGAAUAUCCAGUUCUUUUGUUUUCCAGGCAGGGUGUGAAUUGGGCAGCAGUGUCGGUGGGCGGUUUGAUUUUCUUUGCUGUAUAACUGGACUUGACCAAGGACGUCUCAGUCUCUUUCGAGUGUUUCACUCUCUACCAAGUCGUGCAGUGCAUUAGUGUGUGUGGUGGACUGCUAGCGUGCUCCAGUGCUACUGGGACACACCGGAUGUUCAGUGACAACGCACUUACAUAUUGUGCAGCAGUGCUCAGCAAUUACACCAGAACAUUGUGAAAUUUGUAAUACUAUGAGACGUUAUUUGCUCCUCAACCAUUUUAUAAACCAAUUAAGCAACAAAAAAAAGUUUGUGGCUCUGAACAGCCAAGUUACAACUGUAUUAAGCUUUUUUCAAAAGGGUUUUGUCACCACCACCCCCCCAUACUGUAUGAGUUGCAAAUGGGAACAAUCAAAAAUUUGUGGGAAAAUUGAGUCCAAUGUGGGGGGGAUGUCCGCUAUUCCGUUACCUACCAACACAGGGAUCACCGGUUCGAAUCCCCGUCGUGUUACCUCCGGCUUGGUCGGGCGUCCCUGCAGACACAAUUGGCCGUGUCUGCGGGACAGGUGGGAAGCCUGGUGUGGGUAUGUGUCCUGGUCGCUGCACUAGCGCCUCCUCUGAUCAGUUGGGGGCGCCUGUUCGGGGGGGAAUAGCGUGAUCCUCCCACGCGCUACCUCCCCCUGGUGAAACUCCUCACUGUCAGGUGAAAAGAAGCGGCUGGCGACUCCACAUGUAUGGGAGGAGGCAUGUGGUAGUCUGCAGGCCUCCCCGGAUCGGUAGAGGGGGUGGAGCAGCGACCGGGACGGCUCAGAAGAGUGGGGGGGGGGGGUAAUUGACCUUUCGCAAAGUACCGAGCCAGAACGGUGCUGGUCCAAUCCUACCUUAGCAACGGUCCGUCAAGCUGGCAAACACACAGCAAAAUGCUGAAACGGUCGUGGGCCCAUGGGAUCUGCAGACCGGACACUAGAUAUGUGAAAGGUUUG